Molecule: messenger RNA, 1527 nt
Organism: Sitodiplosis mosellana (orange wheat blossom midge)
Lineage: Eukaryota; Metazoa; Arthropoda; Insecta; Diptera; Cecidomyiidae
Product: atlastin-like
Exons: 5
Coding region: 19-1527 (502 amino acids)
Molecular function (GO): GTPase activity; GTP binding
Source: RefSeq, a predicted model, not a curated record
AGUGGUAAAUAGUCAGUCAUGAAGUUCGUUUGUACUUUCGUGAUUUUUGUUAGCAUUUUUUGCUUAAAUGUUUCAGCCGAAGAGCAGAAUAUAGGGCAGGCCAUUCAAAUCAUGGCUCCUGUUAACCACACCUUCCAGUUGCAAGUCAAUGAGCUCAAGCAAAUUCUAGAGGUUGCCAACAUCAAAGAUCGAUACGUCGUGGUUGUUUCGAUUGCCGGUGCCUUUCGACAAGGCAAGAGUUUUUUAAUGAAUUUUUUCAUUAAAUAUCUCGAUGCGCAGUACAAAAAACACAAUGCGUCUGAUUGGCUCGGCGAAACAACAAAUAACAGCCGACUGAAUGGAUUCAAAUGGAGAGGCGGUCGAAAGCCUGAAACAAUCGGAAUUUGGAUGUGGUCGGAUAUUUUUACCCACGACUUCCCGAAUGGUGAUAAAAUUGCAAUCAUUUUACUCGACACUCAAGGCAUUUUUGAUUACCGCAGCAGUGUACAUGAUUGUACCGCGAUAUUCGCACUCAGCAUGAUGUUGUCAUCCGUUCAGUGUUACAAUUUGAUGCAUAAUAUUCGCGAAGAUGACCUACAACACUUGCAGCUAUUUACUGAAUAUGAAAGGCUCGCUAUCGAACAGAUGAAUGAAAAACCGUUCCAGAAACUGCUCUUCAUCGUACGAGACUGGUCAUACGAAUCUGAAAUACCGUAUGGCAAUGGGCAUAGACUAAUUGAUGAAGUUCUUGCUGAAAACAGUGAUCAGACGAUAGAAAUGCAAGAGUUACGACAAAAAAUCGCAAUGAGUUUUCACGAAAUCGGUGGAUUUUUACUGCCCACUCCAGGGAAUAUAGUGGUAUAUUCGGAUUCGGUAAACUUUACGGGUGAUGUGCAACAAGUCUCACCACAAUUUAAAAAAUUCGUGAAAGAAUUGACGCUAGCACUUUUCGCACCAGAAAAUCUUAUCAUCAAACAAAUUAAUGGCGAAAAAAUUCGGGCACGAGAUGUGUCGCAAUAUCUGCAGGCUUACACAAAUAUCUUCAACGGAAAUGCAUUGCCCAAACCAAAAUCCAUUUUGAUGGCAACCGCUGAGACUAGCAAUAGUAUUUUUUGUGAUGAUUGUUUGCGUCACUAUAGCGAUAAAAUGGAGCAAACACUUGAAGCAGUCGAUUCAUAUAUGACAGAAAAUGAACUCAUUGAGCUUCAUGAGAAAACAAAGAACGAAACAUUGGCUCAAUUUUUAGAAAAACCAACGCUUGGUGGCAACAAAUUCCGAAACACUUUCCAAGAUAAAAUCAAAAACGGCACCGAGCAACGAUUUCUUUUAAUCAAAGGCCAUAAUGAGAGAAAACUCAAGGAUUUCAUUGAAAGAGCAAAUUUACAUAAUGAUAGAAUAGGUUCUGAAUUGCUUGCAUCGGUUCAAAAAAGGAUUCUGGAUGAGAUCGAGAGUUCCAGUCCUGAGCUUAGUUAUUCAAAAUUGUAUGAUGUGUUACAGUCAGCAGUGCAAGAUGCUUUAUCGGAUGUAUGUUGCACGUUUUAUUUCUAA